AUGAGAGGCAAACAUAAGUUUUUAAAACAUUGCCCGAAAUCCAGGGAAGAGAAAAGGGAGAACAUAAGUUACAGCGUCUAUGCCAGCGAAUGCAUGCUCCUACCAGGCUUUAUAGAGCAAUCGGUCACACUCGAUAUUGGUAUUCAUGAAGGGCGAACGAGAUUCUUGAGAUACUCAAUCACAUACGAAGUAGAACCAGAUACACACAGUAGAUCCGGUCAUAAAGAUAACGAACAUGAGAUUGUCUAUGGAGGUAACUCACAGGCACAUCGACUCGGCAAGACUAAACCGGGUAAAAUGAGAACUUUCUUGAAAACACUUGAGAAGCUACAUGGAGAGACUCAGCAGACUAUAGAAAAUAAUUACUACCGCUACAAAAAGCUCGACUACAUAAGCGCGAUCCUCAAAGCAGCAUUGAGAAAAGGCAGUCUGCUGGUUCAUCAGCACAAACUAGAACUUCUCGAACGUUCCCGUGAUGCUCACCAGUCUCGAUUCAUAAAACCCGACGUCAGAUUGACUGAACGCCAAAGAACGGACAAGGAAAAAAGACAUGAGAGGCGGGAGGUCAGAAGAGACAAAACUUUUGGCCGAAUUAACGAGUCUAGAGUUGCGAGAGGCUUUGGUAUACAACUAAGCAAUAAUGAGAAAAGACGUCACAAAAGACAUGAGCGAAUGAGACGUCCCUCACACAGCGAUGCUGGAUCCACUGGCUCCUGGGAAACUGUCUCAAAUGCCGAUUUUUCUCCUGGUCCUUCUCGUGGAAGACGACACCGUGGCUCUUCCCUUUCCUAUGACGGACACUCUAGUAGAUACGACGAAGACGAUUCAUCGUCAUCAGACGACGACGACACCAAAUCCCAUGCAUCUACCGUAUUUUCAAAACCAAGCCGCUCCUCAAGCUCUGGCUCCGGUUCUUCUAGAAGCUCUAUCUCUUCUUCUUCUAGAUCUGGCCGAUCGAAAUCGGAAUACGGAUCGCGGUAUAGAAGUAGCAAUAGUGCUUACGAGACCAAUGAGCAGCUUCGAGAACCACCUAGAUAUCCGCCUGAUUUUAAACAUGGCUAUGGAAGUAUACCGCCCCAGGAUUUACCUUAUCCUAAUGAAACGUAUCCGGGAAGAAAUCAGCCUUAUUAUCCUCAUGAUUAUACGGCAAGUUAUGCGUAUUCGAGAUCGUAG
This is a messenger RNA of Sclerotinia sclerotiorum 1980 UF-70, 1173 nucleotides long. RefSeq lists its product with no specific name. The record is from RefSeq and is a predicted model, not a curated record. Lineage: Eukaryota; Fungi; Ascomycota; Leotiomycetes; Helotiales; Sclerotiniaceae. The coding region runs from base 1 to 1173 and encodes 390 amino acids. The transcript is spliced from 2 exons.